This is a messenger RNA of Octodon degus (degu), 1965 nucleotides long. RefSeq names its product dopamine beta-hydroxylase (gene Dbh). The coding region runs from base 1 to 1863 and encodes 620 amino acids. NCBI's taxonomy places the organism in Eukaryota, Metazoa, Chordata, Mammalia, Rodentia, Octodontidae. Gene Ontology annotation, biological process: norepinephrine biosynthetic process; octopamine biosynthetic process; dopamine catabolic process. The record is from RefSeq and is a predicted model, not a curated record. Gene Ontology annotation, molecular function: dopamine beta-monooxygenase activity; copper ion binding. The transcript has 12 exons. Gene Ontology annotation, cellular component: secretory granule membrane.
AUGCAGGACCCCAGCCGCCAGCGUUGCAGGCCCGGGCUCCCCAGCCCCAAUGCACGCGAGGCAGCUUCCAUGUAUGGCACGGUGGUGGCCGUCUUCCUGGUCAUCCUGGUGGCCGCCCUGCAGGGCUCGGCGCCCCCUGAGAGCCCCUUCCCCUACCGCAUCCUCCUGGACCCCCAGGGCACCCUGGAGCUGUCCUGGAAUGUCAGUUACACCCAGGAGGCCGUCCACUUCCGGCUCUUGGUGCGCGAGCUCAAGGCUGGGAUCCUCUUCGGGAUGUCGGACCGUGGUGAGAUGGAGAACGCGGACCUUGUGGUGCUCUGGACCAACGGCGACAGCGCCUACUUUGCCGAUGCCUGGAGUGACCAGGAGGGGCAGGUCCACCUGGACUCCCAGCAGGACUACCAGCUGCUGCAGGCGCAGGGCACCCCGGAAGGCCUGGCUCUGCUCUUCAAGAGGCCCUUUGGCACCUGUGACCCCAAGGACUACUUCAUCGAGGAUGGCACUGUCCACUUGGUGUACGGGAUCCUGGAGCAGCCGUUCCCAUCAGUGGAGGCCAUCAACACCUCGGGACUGCAGACGGGGCUGCAGCGGGUGCAGCUGCUGAAGCCUGAGGUGCCCGUGCCUGAGGUGCCCGCCGACACCCGCACCAUGGAAAUCCGGGCCCCUGACGUGCUGAUCCCCGGCCAGGAGACCACGUACUGGUGCUACAUCUCCGAGCUGCCCCAGGGCUUCUCUCGGCACCACAUCAUCAUGUAUGAGCCCAUCAUCACCAAGGGCAACGAAGCCCUGGUGCACCACAUAGAAAUCUUCCAGUGCACGGGUGGCUUGGAGAACGUCCCCCACUUCAGCGGGGCCUGCGACUCCAGGAUGAAGCCGGAGCGCCUCAACUACUGCCGCCACGUGCUGGCCGCGUGGGCGCUGGGCGCCAAGGCUUUCUACUACCCAGAGGAGGCUGGCCUUCCUUUCGGGGGCCCGGGGUCCGCACGCUUCCUCCGCCUGGAAGUCCACUACCACAACCCACUGAAGAUACAAGGCCGGCGCGACUCCUCAGGCAUCCGCCUGUACUACACGGCCACGCUGCGACGCUUCGACGCAGGCAUCCUGGAGCUGGGGCUGGUGUACACGCCGGUGAUGGCCAUCCCACCGCGGGAGCCGGCCUUCGUCCUCAGGGGCUACUGCACCGACAAGUGCACACAGCUGGCCCUGCCGUCCUCCGGGAUCCAAAUCUUUGCUUCUCAGCUCCACACACACCUGACCGGGAGGAAGGUGGUCACUGUGCUGGUCCGGGACGGCCAGGAACUGGAGGUCGUGAACAGGGACAACCACUAUAGUCCACACUUCCAGGAGAUCCGCAUGCUGAAGAAGGCUGUGUCCGUCUUCCAGGGAGACGUUCUUAUCACUUCGUGUACGUACAACACGGAAGACAGGAAGCUGGCCACUGUGGGCGGCUUCGGGAUCCUGGAGGAGAUGUGUGUCAACUACGUGCACUACUACCCGCAGACGCAGCUGGAGCUGUGUAAGAGUGCCGUGGACGCCGGCUUCCUGCAGAAGUACUUCCACCUGGUGGACAGGUUCAACAGUGAGGAAGUGUGCACCUGCCCGCAGGCCUCCGUGCCGCAGCAGUUCGCCGCAGUGCCCUGGAACUCCUUCAACCGGGACGUGCUGGCUGCGUUGUACGGCUUCGCGCCCAUCUCCAUGCACUGCAACAUGUCCUCUGCUGUCCGCUUCCGGGGUGAGUGGGAUCUGCAGCCCCUGCCUGAGGUCCUCUCCACUCUGGAAGAGCCCACCCCACGGUGCCCGGCCAGCCAGGUGCAGCGCCCUGCCGGCCCCACUGUGGUCAGCAUCGGCCGUAGCUCAGGCUGAGAGCGGCUCUGCUCCGACCCCAGCUCCGCGCCUCCCACGGCUCUCGCUGGUUCUGCGCUCCCCUGUCCUCUCCAGCUCCUGCACCCCACCUGGGCCUCUGCA